Messenger RNA from Paramecium sonneborni, 569 nucleotides. The record is from the annotation of a GenBank genome assembly. NCBI's taxonomy places the organism in Eukaryota, Ciliophora, Oligohymenophorea, Peniculida, Parameciidae.
AUGAAUUUAUUAUGCCAAACAUAACAGAUACUGACAAAUUCUAAACUUAAGAAUAAUUUUCAAAAAUAAUUGAUUUUAUACACAAGGAUUAAAUAAAUUAAUGUAGAUUAUAUAUAUAUAAAAAUGUACAUGCAUUAGUAACUGUGUCUGAAUAAAAUGUAAAAAUUUUAUAAAGAAGUUCAUAUAUUAUAUAAAGAUUUUGAACCUUUAAAAAAUAUGGUAAGAUUUCAAUUUUAUGAUUAUGUUGCUAAUGAAGAUUUUUGGAAAAGAUUACAUGAAUAUAAGUAAAAUAAAGAUCAUUAAAAUUAUACAGAUAAAAUUAAUGGUGAAUAUUAUAAAGAGUUAUAUAUUCGAUCAAUUUCUUGUUAAGAUAAUUUUAUUUAUUUUGGAAAAAUUUGUAAGUAUGAAAAUGAGAAUGUUAGUAAUUUGAUUAAAUUAAAGGUUAACAAAAUUUCAAAUUCAAUUGCGAAAUGCAAAAUUGAUAAUUGUAUAAUAAAUUAGAAUAGCCUGCUUUAUAAGCUUAUUUUUAUAGGCUUUAGGAAACAACUGGUAAAUUAGUUCAAGAUGAU